Molecule: messenger RNA, 1571 nt
Organism: Pundamilia nyererei
Lineage: Eukaryota; Metazoa; Chordata; Actinopteri; Cichliformes; Cichlidae
Gene: chrnb4
Product: cholinergic receptor, nicotinic, beta 4 (neuronal)
Exons: 6
Coding region: 3-1571 (522 amino acids)
Biological process (GO): monoatomic ion transmembrane transport
Cellular component (GO): postsynaptic membrane
Molecular function (GO): transmembrane signaling receptor activity; acetylcholine-gated monoatomic cation-selective channel activity
Source: RefSeq, a predicted model, not a curated record
ACAUGAGUCGCGCACUCUCGAUCCUCGCUUAUCUUCUGCCUUUGAUUCACUGUAGCAGCAGCGCUGACUCCGAAGAGCGGCUCAUGAACUGGCUGCUGGGAAAAGAUCGCUACAAUCCCCUCAUUCGCCCAGCUGUCAACAGAACCGAGAGAGUCACAGUAAAGCUGCAAGUGUCUCUGGCUCAGCUCAUCAGUGUGAAUGAAAGGGAACAGAUCAUGACCACAAAUGUUUGGCUCACUCAGCACUGGGUGGACUACAGGUUGUCAUGGGAUCCUGCACAGUAUGAAGGUAUUGUCAAACUGCGCAUUCCCUCCAGACAUGUGUGGCUUCCGGAUAUUGUCCUGUACAACAAUGCUGACGGAACCUAUGAGGUAACGGUGUUCACUAAUGUCAUCGUCCUUUUCAACGGCAGCAUCGAAUGGCUUCCUCCGGCUAUCUAUAAAAGCGCCUGUAAAAUCGAAGUCAAACAUUUUCCCUUUGACCAGCAGAACUGCACUCUCAAGUUCAGAUCGUGGACAUAUGACCAUACAGAGAUUGACCUGAUCUUAAAGUCUGAGAUGGCUAGUAUGGAUGAUUUUACUCCCAGUGGAGAGUGGGAUAUCUUAGCUCUGCCAGGGAGACGGACUGUCAACCCUCUGGAUCCCACUUAUGUGGAUCUGACAUAUGACUUUAUCAUUAAGAGGAAGCCUCUUUUUUACACCAUAAACCUCAUCAUUCCAUGUGUUUUGAUCACCUCUUUGGCCAUUCUAGUCUUCUACUUGCCUUCAGACUGUGGCGAGAAGAUGACCCUGUGCAUUUCUGUACUUCUGGCCCUCACCGUGUUCCUGCUUUUAAUCUCAAAGAUUGUUCCUCCAACAUCAUUAGAUGUUCCCCUGAUUGGCAAGUACCUGAUGUUCACCAUGGUCCUGGUGACCUUCUCCAUCAUCACCAGUGUGUGCGUGCUCAACGUGCACCACCGCUCUCCUAGCACCCAUACCAUGCCUUCUUGGGUCAAGCUGAUAUUUCUUGAGAAAUUGCCUGCUUUACUCUUCAUGAGGCGCCCUCAUAACAAAUCUGCACGCCAAAGAUUGCGUCAGCAUCGAUGCUUAAGAGCUAAAAGAACCAUUUUGGGCUUGGGAUAUCCAGUUGCAUCCAAGGCAGAUAUCACCAUGUCAGCUUCUGCGCUGCUGUCUUCAGACUCUGCCUUCUCUACACCAGGACACAAAAAUAUAACUCCUCCAGCAGGAUACAGUCACUCCUAUAGGAAGGGAGACCAGCGCUCUACUGAUUUCCUUCCCACUAGUUUCACAUCCACCCAGGACUUCCAACACAGGGACAACUCAGACUGGGCUGCUGAUAUCCAGGAGGCAGUGAAUGGGGUGUGCUUUGUGGCUGAACACAUGAUGGGAGAUGAUGAUGAUCAGAGUGUUAUAGAGGACUGGAAGUAUGUGGCCAUGGUAGUGGAUCGUCUGUUUCUGUGGAUCUUUGUGAUAGUGUGUGUGGUGGGAACCCUGGGCCUGUUUCUCCAGCCUCUUUUCCAGAGUCAGAUUGUUGCCAACCAUGUGCCCAGUUCGGACAUUCCUCGCAUUUGA